Molecule: messenger RNA, 1359 nt
Organism: Setaria italica (foxtail millet)
Lineage: Eukaryota; Viridiplantae; Streptophyta; Magnoliopsida; Poales; Poaceae
Product: cytosolic sulfotransferase 18
Exons: 1
Coding region: 39-1001 (320 amino acids)
Biological process (GO): sulfation
Cellular component (GO): cytoplasm
Molecular function (GO): sulfotransferase activity
Source: RefSeq, a predicted model, not a curated record
AUGUAAAGCGCGCAAGAACACUCCAAAGCAGCUGAGCUAUGGCACAAGCCAUGGAGGGAAGCGCCACAAAUAGCCACGGCACUGAUGAUCCUCUAUCCAAACUUCCAACGAGGGAGGGGUGGUCGGAGCCAUUGGUGCUCUACAAGAACUACUGGCUCCGUCCACGUUUCGCUGCAACCAUCAUGCGCCUCCAGAACACCUUCGAAGCUCGCCACGACGACAUCGUUCUCGCAACGAACCCCAAGUGUGGCACCACGUGGAUCAAGGCUCUCGCCUUCGCAAUCACCAAUCGCUCCCGGUAUGAGUUUGGCAAUCACCCUCUUCUCUUCCGUCAUCCCCAGGAGGUGGUGCCAUUCCUCGAGAUCCCUCGAGAUGGUGACAUGACCUAUGUAGAGACACUCCCAUCUCCAAGGCUUCUUGCUACCCAUAUGCCCCUCUCGUUGUUCCCAAAUUUCUUAGCUACUUGUGGUUGUCGUAUUGUGUACGUUUGUCGAGAUCCAAAGGACGCCUUUGUGUCCCGGUGGCACUUCGAGAAAAAGCUUCAUAGGGAACAUAGCAUCGACUUUGAGGCUGCUUUCAACAUGUUUUCCGAAGGUUUCUCACCCUACGGACCUUUUUGGGAGCAUUGCCUUGAGUACUGGAGGGAGAGCAUCGCAUGCCCUAACAAAAUUCUUUUUCUCAAGUAUGAAGAUAUGAUGUCAGAACCAGUGAAGCAUGUCAUCAGACUUGCAACAUUCCUCGGUGUCCCUUUCAGUAUCAAGGAAGAAGAAGACGGGAUACCUGAGGAGGUGGUGCGGUUGUGCAGCUUUGAUAAGCUUAGCAGCUUGGACAUCAACCAGACAGGUGACAUGGUCCGGCGUGGCAACAUAAUUGUUGAGAAGUCAGUGUUCUUCAGGAAAGGGAAGGUGGGGGAUUGGGUGAAUCACAUGAGCCAAGAGAUGGGGAGAAAGCUAGAUUGCAUCGUGGAAGAGAAACUGAAGGGAACUGGCUUUGUGCUCUAAUGUGCAUCUCCUUUUGCUUUAUUUUCUUUGUAUGCUUUAUAUUUGCCAUCAUAAUGUGCAUCUCCUUUUGCUUUAUUUUCUUUGUAUGCUUUAUAUUUGCCAUCAUAUUUGCAUGUUUGCAAGAAUAAACAUGUCAUAUUUGCAUGUUGUACAUUUCUCUUAAACGCGUCAUGAUUGCCGACAAUCCCUGAAGAAAGGAGAAGCUGGACCCGGUUGAAUCACAUGAGUGAAGAAAUGGAAGAAAUUGGCCUUCCUGGUUCUUUAUGUUCAUGUGGUUUACUUUUCUUAUAUGUUGUUGUAUGUUUUAACGUCAUGUUUCGAUUGUUUGAAUUAAUAAACAAAGUCAUCCAUUGCGCAA